AUGGGCUUCUUUGGCAAAGAAGAUCCUCCCAACGACACAAUCGAACAAGCCCCGACUAAUGAGGACACCGAAAAGCAGUUGACAACCCAUUAUUCCUGUGAAGACAACACGGCAUUGCCUCCGACUCCGGUUGUGCACAUCGAUCCAGCAGUGGAAAAGCGCAUGUUGAGGAAGUUGGAUUGUCGACUUCCGUUACUCUUGGGAUUUUUGUAUCUGUUGGCUUCGCUGGAUCGGAGCAAUAUUGGAAAUGCCAAAAUUGCGGGAAUGGGGGAUGACCUCCAUCUCUCAAGUGACGCUUACUCAUGGCUCUUGACCAUCUUCUACAUCUCCUACACCGUGUUCGAGUUCCUGGGGAUCAUGUGGAAGCUCGUUCCGCCUCACAGAUGGGCUGCUAUCGCUGUUUUUGGCUGGGGGGUUAUGGCCGUUUGUCAAGCGGCAGCGCAAAACUGGCAAGGAAUGAUGGCCUUGAGGUUCUUUCUGGGACUGUUCGAAGCGGCUUUUGGCCCCGGUAUCCCUUAUCUGAUGUCGUUCUUCUAUCGUCGAAGUGAACUCGGGUUUCGUUGUGGACUGUUUGUAUCUGCCGCGCCGUUGGCUAGCACAUUCGCUGGCGCUCUCGCGUAUGGGAUUACGUCCGGACAUCCGCUGUUAUCGAGCUGGCGGUUACUGUUCCUUGUCGAGGGUGUCCCUACGCUUGUUGGCGCUGUGCUUGCCUGGUUCUUCCUACCUGAUGGUCCAGCCUCUGCAAAUUUCCUGACCGCAGAAGAAAAAGAGGUUGCAUGCACCCGGAGCUUGCGUCGUGGAGGCGAGACAGAUCGAGUGAGUGGAAUCGACUGGAAAGAUCUGGGGAAAACUCUCUUGGACCCGAAACCGUUCUUCACUGCUUUAAUGUACUUCAGCUGCAACGUCAGCUUCUCCUCCCUUCCCGUCUUCCUCCCCACAAUCCUCCAAGACAUGGGCUUCACCUCCAUCCACGCCCAAGGUCUCACCGCACCACCCUACUUUCUCGCUUUCCUCGUGACGAUCUUCAGCACCUGGCUAGCAGACCGCUUCCAGCAGCGCGGCCUCAUGAUCAUGCUCCUCUCAAUAAUCGGCGCAGUCGGCUACGUCCUCCUCGCAACCUGCACCGCCGUGGGUGUCCGGUAUCUGGGUGUUUUCCUCGCCGCUGCAGGUGUUUUCCCCUGUAUCGGUAAUAUCCUUCCCUGGGUCCUUAACAACCAAGGCUCCGACAGUCGUCGCGGAAUGGGUAUCGUCAUUCUUAAUCUAAUCGGACAAUGCGGGCCGUUCCUAGGCACGAACAUUUUCCCAUCGAGUGAGGGGCCGCGCUAUGUCAAGGGACAAUGGAUCUGCGCGGCAUUCAUGUUCUUCACAACUGUGUUGGCAUUGAGUCUGCGAUUUUUCCUGGUUUGGGAGAAUUGGAGGUUGGAUAAGAAGUAUGGGAAGAAGGAGGAAAGGGCGAGUGGGGAGAAGGGGAUUAUUGCGGAGGAGAAUUAUGGGGCGGACUUUCGGUUUGUGCUUUGA
Messenger RNA from Aspergillus chevalieri, 1518 nucleotides. RefSeq names its product putative MFS transporter. Gene Ontology annotation, molecular function: transmembrane transporter activity. Lineage: Eukaryota; Fungi; Ascomycota; Eurotiomycetes; Eurotiales; Aspergillaceae. The record is from RefSeq and is a predicted model, not a curated record. Gene Ontology annotation, cellular component: membrane. Gene Ontology annotation, biological process: transmembrane transport. Bases 1 to 1518 code for a protein of 505 amino acids. The transcript is spliced from 4 exons.